UGGCCCGCUCUCGCUCCGCCUGUACCUCGCGCUUAAAUCCUUCGUUCUCACCACGACACCCUCUCCUAUUUAUCCCUGCAACUUCUCUCCUCGUAACACCCGUACACCAAGAUACAUUGAAUUAAGUAAUUGAAGCCCUGAAUUAUGACAUGGGAUGGAGAGACACGAGCAGUGAGACGUGAUAGAGCAAGAAAGUGUUGAGAAAAGACAGUGUCCUUUAAAGUGCCGGCAAAGUUUGGCGGGGGAGCAGUGUGUGACUUUGGUCCUGUGCUGCUUUGUCCGAGGCCACGGCUUCCUCUCUCUUAGACCCGAGAUUUUGGCAGUGCUGAGUGGUUGAGGUGGCCAGUGCAAGGGUCAACCAGUGCCAUAAGUAGCCCAGGCAGCGAGGAAGACCACAGGUUUGGUCUGGGCUGCACUAAAGGCGGGAAAUCCGAACACAAACAGCUGAUAGUGGAGGCCGAGUGUGGUGGAGUGGUGGCGGUGAUGCUGGCGCCAACGAGGAUUACAAUAAUUGUUUAGCCAGGAGGAGCACCCACACACACACUCAGACACUAUGCCUCUGCUACACAAGCGGCCCUUCGCCAAAAUUGCGCCGCCCACCAACCUGCAGCCCUCGGAUAAGGUGUUCUACUGCGAGAUGACUGGCGAGGUGUUCACCCAGUACGAGGAGUUCUGGGAGCGGCUGGUGCUGUGCAACUCAAUGGUGUGGUGCUGCGAGCUGACAGGCCGGCCCAACCUGACCUACUUGGAGGCCCUGGAGAGUGAGUCCCGUGCCCGUCGCUGCCUGGCCAAUAUUCCCCAGCUGGUGCGGCGGCCCAUGCUGUACCUGGCCAGCCUCACUCGCCGUGGCCGCUUCAUUGACCUGAACGAGGACGUGUUCACCUUUGUAAGGGACCGAUACUUUGUGGGGGAGGACGUAGAGGCCAUCGUCCACAACCACUGGUACGACUGCAAGGUGACGAAGGUGAUCCUGCCAACAGAGGAGGAGAUAGAGAAGUACCUCAAGUACAUCGAGGAGUCUGAUGAGGAGAUGGAGGAGGAAGAAGACGCCAAGAAAGUGAAGGGUGAUGACGAUGUGCAAGUCAUUAACGAAGUCACCAAGACAGAGAAGGUGGAGGAGGACGAGGUGAAGGUGAUAAAAGAAGUGAAGACAAAGGAGAAGAAGGAGGAACAGGAGAAGAAGGAGGAAGAAAACUAUCCUCCAUUUGCUACGUUCAAAUAUGAAGUGAUUGAGCUAGAGGCGUGGGACUACAAGGAGAAGAAGACACACAUCGUUGGGUGGGAGCAGAUCCGGCGCAACAAAGGUGUGGUCACCAGGGAGAAGUGCAAGCUUUUCCUCAAGCAGUGUGUCCAGCUGUCACCCUCAGGCUUCUGGGUCAUCAAGGAGAAGACAGCGUCCUACCACAACCUUGCCGACAUGAAGUUUGCUGACAUCUUCCCCGGUCCGCCGCCCAAGUUCCGGGAGACAAGGGCCAAGAAGAUGCCACUGAGCCUCAACCCUGACCGUGUGGCAGAGAGGAGGAGGGAGAGGAAGGAGGCCAGGGAGAAGAGCGAAGGAGGAGGUGGAGGUGAUGGGAAAAGGAGAGGCCGCCCUCCCCUCACGGAUGAGCAGAAGGAAGCCAAGAAGAAAAUGCUGCAGGAGGCCAAGGAGGCAAAGGAGGAGGUGAUUGCCGAGCAGAGGGAAAAGUUGCGACUCAAGUUGGAGAAGGAAAAGGAAGAGAAACAGAAGGAGAGAGAGAUCAAGAAGGAAGAGAAGAGACUCCGCCUUCAGUACAUCAAGGAGUGGCACCGAGUGAGGGAAGACCUGGACUGUGACGACCACAAGGACCUGCCGCAGCCAACGCCAGUAAUCUGCGGCAUCCCAGACCAGGAAUUCAGCAACUUCAUGACGGUGCUAGAGUUUGUCAAUAUUUUCUGGGAAGUGCUGGAGCUAAAGGACGUGUAUCCCCAGGGCGUCACCUUCGAGAUGCUGGAGACUGGUCUGGUGGAGAAGGAGGUGGCAGGUGUGUACAGUGACCUGCUGCAGCUGCUCCUCCAGGCACUGUUCACCUUGCAGGAGGAAGAGGACGAUGAGGUGAAGGAAGACACCUCUGGAGAUUUGGGGCUGGACGGGGACUCUGGGGACCUCAGCGUGGAGGAGGCAGUGCGUCUGGCUAACCGCAUCACCACCUGGACGCAGCACCACCACGGCAACUCAAUACAGAAGCUGCAGCUGGAUGCCCUCACUCUCACUGAAGUGCUGAGGCUUCACAUGCUGGCUUCUGGUGCAACGUGUGGAGCCAACGCCCGCUGGAGGCAUUUCAACCGUGGGGGCUACAAACACCACGACGAUCCCGGCCUGCACUUCAAGCUGGAGGAGCCGGGGAUCUUGAAAAAGCUGGCAAAUAUCACUGUCUUCGAUCUUGCCAUUGGGGAGAAGCUGAAGAUCCUAAACAUUCUGAUGGGGCAGAUCUUGACCUACGCCACUCUAAGGGACACCAUCGACGACAACAUUGAGGAGCUGAAGAAGGAUAAGAACUGUCUGAGGCUCCACCAACAGACUGCCGGCCGCUAUGAGAAGGAGAUCCAGGCAGCAAGAGUGCAGGAGAAGCGUGACCGCAAGCAGAAGGAGAAGGAGAAGCUGCUGAAGGCCGCUGAGAGGAAGGAGGAGCAGAAGCAGGGAGAGGAGACUGCCCAGGCACCUGAGUCAGAGGAAAGGAAGGAGGAGGAAGAGGAGGAGGCUGAAGAAGAGGAAGAAGAAGAAGAGGAAGAGGAGAUGGAGGAUGAAGCAGAGAAGACGGCACGGCUAGAGAAGGAAGCCAAGAACAAUGAGGCGCGUCGGCAAGACUUGCGCCGACGCGAGGCUGAACUCAUCCAGAAGGUGCUGAAUGCUGGCCGUGGGGUGAGCACCGCCCCGCUGGGCCAGGACCGGGCCUACCGGCGCUACUGGGUGUUCAGCAGCCUGAUGGGACUGUUUGUGGAGGACUUUGAGCCGUUCCCCGGGGUGUGCCGCACCACCCCCACCCCCCACCACCUCAACUCCCUGGCCAGGAUGAUGGAGGAGCAUGCCCUGGCCAUCCGGGAGCAGGCGUGCAGCAACCUGGCCAGCAUCCACGAUGCUAUCCCCGCCAGCAACAAGGAAAACGCCGGCCCUGCCCCGCCCCGACACCCUGUGGCCAACCACCUGCCCAGCCGGCCGCUGCACCUGGUCAACGGGGAGCAGGCAGCGAGCCUCAAGCCAGAGACCAAGCCAGAGGAGAAGGACACGGACAUCGAGGAGGUGCCGGUGUUUGGCCUGUGCAGCGCUGAGCCAGACUCCUGCCCUGUCCACGCCCCAUCCCCGUCCCGCCACCGCUGGUACUUCUUCCACAGCUCGGACCAGCUGCCGGCCCUCAUCAGCUCCCUCAACCCCCGGGGCCAGCGGGAGCGUCGGCUGCGCUCCAACCUCACCGCCCUGCUGCCCAGCCUGCAGACCUCCCUCAAGGCCUGCCCCACCAACCGCCUCAAUCCCAGCCUGGCCGCCCUGCAGGAGAUGGAGGGUGAAGGCGGCCUGCGCAAGUCCCAGCGACACACUGGUGCCAAGAAGGACACCAACCUGAACUUCCCUCUGGGCACCCCCAUGGAGGAGGUGUUGAAGGUCACCCUGACAGACAUCAUCCUGGAGACGGAGGAGAAGCUGCACGUGGGCAUGCUGGGCACCCUGCAGCGGCCCCUGCAGCGGGACGAGUGGAGGGAGGCACUCAUCAGCAGCACCCUGCCCACCACCCACACCAUGGAUUACGGCGGCAAGAAGCGCCUUGCUCACCUCAGGGCCGAGUUGGACCAGGACACAGAGGAAGCCUUGAAGCCAGAGGAAGAGGAGGCAGCCAACACCAUAGAGGAGGUGAAGCAGCUGCGCCACGCCAUCCUUCACCUGGCCCGGGCCGUGGAAUCCAAGUAUCUGCAGCCUCCCCUGGGGGAGACAGACAAGGCUAGGAGGAGUCGAGAGAAGGCAGAGGAAGCGUACCUGAAGAGGCAGCGUAAGGAGGAAGAUGAGGCAGACUCCAAUGGAGAAGCGGAAGAAGAAGAGGAGAUCAAGAGCCUGUCCAGCUUCCUGACACCUCUGGAGCGGUGGGAGGAGUCCCUCAUGGCCUCCACCAGCCUGUCACAGGUGUGCCUUCACUUUGCCACCCUGGACAACUCCAUCAGCUGGGCCCACUCAGCGGCCAACACGCGGUGCCGAGUGUGCCGCCGCAAGACUGACCCUGAGAGCAUCCUGCUGUGUGAUGGCUGCAACAAGGGUACCCACCUGCAGUGCCUCAAGCCAAAACUCAAGGAGGUUCCUGCUGGGGACUGGUUCUGUGACCGCUGCCGCCCUAAGGAACGUCCCAAGAGUCCUCGCAAGAAAAGGCAAAUAUAUUGUGAGGAGGAGGAGUCUGAGGAAGAGGAGGAGGAGGAAGAGUGCAGUGACGUGUGCUACACUUGCUGCUUGGCUGGCACUCUAAUCUGCUGUGACACGUGUCCGCUGGCCUUCCAUCCCGAGUGUGUGGCACUGCGCAAGGUUCCCCGAGGCUCCUGGUCCUGCCCACACUGCACAGGGAAGGAUGGUGCGGAUGAUAAGAAGAAAGGCAGUAAGGAAGCCAGUAAAGGCAAUAAGGAUGUAGGCAAGAACAAGAGCACUCCCAAGGCCACCACACCAAAGGCCACUGGAGGGAAGAAAACUCCAAAGGCGACGACUCCUAAGGUUGUAACACCUAAGAGCACACCCAAGAGCUCCUCCUCCUCCAGGGCAUCUCCCAAGAGUCAGAAGAACAACAACUCCUCGCCGUCUGAGAACAAGAAGCGGAGAAGUGAGGGAGAAACGCCUCAGUCAGCCAAGAGGAGCAAGAGAGGCACGUCUGACUCCCCUCCGGCCAGGAGGGUGAGUGGGCGGCGGUCUCUGGUGGACGAGGCCUGCACCCUCAAUACUGCCGCCCUCACCUCGCUGCUGGAGGAGCUGCAGCGACACCCCGAGUCCUGCCACUUCAACAAGCCAGUCUCCAAAAAACUGGCCCCGGACUACUACGAGGUGGUGAGGAAGCCCAUGGACUUUGGACGGGUGCGGGACAAGCUCACCUCCUUCAAGUACACUUCUGAUGGGGAGUUCUUGGCAGAUGUGAUGCUGGUGUUCCAGAACUGCCAACAGUACAACCUUGAGGACACACCGGAGUACCAGGCCGGCUCCGUCCUGUCUGACCUCUUCCUGAGCCGGGUGUCCAAGCUGGGCCUGUCUCUGCCCCACAACUCGCCCUCUUCUCUUGUCUCUCCAUCGGGCCGACGGCGGCGACGCUAAGGGGCGCGCUAGUGUCGGGUUGGGGUCUUCCUGUCUGAUAUUGCAAGAGGCAAGCUCACUCUGGGCUGCCUUCCUGGUGAGCUCAGCAGACGACAGGAAGACCUCAGCUUUUGAAUGAUUUUUGACAUUCAAAGUCUUUAAUAUUUUUCUACUGCAGUCUUUUCUUUAGAUGAUAAGUAGAGGAAAAGGUAUUCAACCCUCAUUUAUAAUAAUGUGUUAUUUAUAAUAUUUUUAGUGGUUUGAUAACUGUAAAUUGAAGCUCUGAGCAUUAAGUUAGUUAGUCUUUUGUAAUCAAUAUUAGCAGCAUUUUUGUAGCUGCCAUGCCAAGUAACUGCUGCCUUGAAGCAGCGACGGCACGGACCCCCGGGCACCAUGUGUCCACGGAGACACGGAUGCCCCUCUACCACCGUCACUGCCACACAUUUGUUGAGCUACACCACUGCCCAUCAUGCCACUGUGUACAGUACUGAUGUGAUGCUUACAGGUCUGCAGGUCAGUGUGAGAGUGAGGGACGGCAAGCUAUGUGUGUAUCAAGGGAAAGAAUUUCAUCGAGGAAAUUCUUGUCUCCUGCAGCCUUUGAUGAAGAGUGUGAAUUGCCUUUGUCAUGAUUCUGUGUUCAGAGGAAGUGUUGCAUGAACCUUCUCUUGUAACCCCUAGGGAUCUGUGCUCCUGAAACACAUACUACUACUGUUAGGUACAGCACUCAGGGUGCUACACUUUGUCACAACAAAAAUUUCCACUUAAUUAUCACAAUGUCUUUGUGAAUCCCACAAUUGCCCACCACAGUAGUUUAAAACUACAAUUAACUACAGUGGAUCAAAGAUUAUUUUUGAAAAUAAAUAUAUUGACCACU
Molecule: messenger RNA, 6143 nt
Organism: Portunus trituberculatus (swimming crab)
Lineage: Eukaryota; Metazoa; Arthropoda; Malacostraca; Decapoda; Portunidae
Product: bromodomain adjacent to zinc finger domain protein 1A-like
Exons: 22
Coding region: 554-5290 (1578 amino acids)
Biological process (GO): chromatin remodeling
Molecular function (GO): protein binding
Source: RefSeq, a predicted model, not a curated record